UCGGGCCGGACAGUUAACAUUUGUGUAGGAGCCAAAAGGACGAGCUUCUGGGACGCCCGGGCUCCAAGGACGCACAGAUAGCAGGGCCCCCACCUUGGGUUCUGGAGCUGCCCCCAUGCGGGGCUCCUCUUUUAUCUCGCGGCCUCCGCCGCUACUGUCCCUGCUGCUGUUGCUGUUGCUGCUGCCGCCGCCGCCGAUGCGGCCAAUCUGGGCCCAAGUGUCCACUGGGGCCGCCACCCGCGGGACCCCGGACGCUCCCGACUGCCCCAAGGCGUGCGCCUGCGCGCCCGGCGGCCAGGCCAACUGCUCAGCACUCGUGCUAGUCGCGGUGCCGGCGGGCCUGAGCCGGCGCGUGCGCACGCUGCUGCUGGAUCACAACCGCGUGCGUGUGCUGCCUCCGGGAGCCUUCGCGGGCGCGGGCGCUCUGCUGUACCUGGACCUGCGCGAGAACGGGCUGCGCUCGGUGCACGCACGGGCUUUCUGGGGCCUGAGUGUGCUGCAGCGGCUGGACCUGAGCGACAAUCAGCUGGAAGCGCUGGCGCCCGGCACCUUCGCGCCCCUACGGGCGCUGCGUUCCCUCUCGCUGGCCGGCAACCGGUUAGCGCUCCUAGAGCCAGCGGCGCUGGGCGCGCUCCCUCUGCUGCGCGCGCUCAGCCUGCAGGACAACGCGCUUACGGCGAUCCCGCAUGACCUGCUGGCCGGCCUGCCAGCUCUCGAUGCGUUGCGCCUGCGCGGUAAUCCGUGGGCCUGCGGCUGCGCGCUGCGCUCGCUCUGCGCCUGGCUUCGUCAGCACCCACGGCCGGCGUCAGAAGCCGAAACCCUGCUUUGCGUAUCACCAGGACGCCAGACGCUCAGCCCCCUGACCGCCUUUCCCGACGCCGCCUUCAGACACUGCGCGCAGCCACUAGCGGCGCGGGACCUGGCGGUGGUCUACGCACUUGGCCCUGUCUCCUUCCUCGCCAGCCUGGCCACCUGCCUGGCGCUGGGCUCCGUGCUCACCGCCUGCCGUGCACGCCGCCGCCGCUGCCGUACCGCCGCCCGCCGCCCGCCUAGGAGACCUCCGGAUCCCGCCCCCGACGGCACUGCCUCCCCCGAAAACCCUGUGAGCCCCACCGCUGCAUCUGCCCAAGCCUGAGGGCGCAGCUGUUGCCCCAGGCGCUCCCACACUGCCCGGAGCCCUCGAAACUGCCCAACCCCGUGUCCUUCCUUCACACCCUGCUGGUGACAAACAAGCGACACAGACCGAAA
Messenger RNA from Marmota monax (woodchuck), 1248 nucleotides. RefSeq names its product leucine rich repeat containing 26 (gene Lrrc26). Gene Ontology annotation, cellular component: voltage-gated potassium channel complex. Gene Ontology annotation, molecular function: potassium channel activator activity; voltage-gated potassium channel activity; transmembrane transporter binding. The transcript is spliced from 2 exons. NCBI's taxonomy places the organism in Eukaryota, Metazoa, Chordata, Mammalia, Rodentia, Sciuridae. The coding region runs from base 116 to 1135 and encodes 339 amino acids. The record is from RefSeq and is a predicted model, not a curated record.